AGGGUGUGCUGUUUAGCAGGAAGUGCAGUGAACACUGUAAUGUUCACUUUGUGCAGAGAGCAAACAACUUCUGAAAGCUCUCUCUUCAAACAGUGGACUUUCUCAGCUCUCUGGACAAUGGCUGAAGAAAACAGGUCGUGUGCAAAAGGCUUCGUUGACAGCAGCAUUCACGUGGACGUAAAGGAUUACUAUGGCAAGAGGCUGAAGAGCUCCGCAGACCUGAAGAGCAAUGCCUGUGUGGCUCCAGCCCAGCCCAUCCCUGCCUUCAUCCGCCAGGCUCUGAAGAAAGUGCACCCUGAGGUCACCGCCAGGUACUAUGGCUGUGGUCUGGUGGUGCCAGAGUGCUUGGAAGGCUGCAGGAUACUGGACCUGGGCAGUGGGAGUGGGAGAGACUGCUACAUGCUGAGUCAGCUGGUGGGAGAGAAGGGCCAUGUCACUGGCGUUGACAUGACUGAGGACCAGCUUGCACUGGCCAGGACAUAUAUUGACUAUCACAUGAAAGAGUUCGGCUACAAAAAACCCAAUGUCAGUUUUGUCCAGGGCUACAUAGAGGCCCUAACAGAAGCGGGUCUGGAAAAGAGCUCAUUUGAUAUCAUCAUUUCCAACUGUGUGGUGAAUCUCUCUCCAGACAAGAAGCGAGUACUGGCUGAAGCCUACAGUGUGCUCAAGGAUGGUGGUGAGCUGUACUUCAGUGACGUCUACAGCAGUGGAAGACUAACAGAGGAAAUUAAAAAUCACAAAGUCCUGUGGGGAGAGUGUCUUGGUGGAGCGCUCUGGUGGAAGGAUCUGCUGCAGUUGGCUGAAGAAGUGGGCUUCAGCACACCACGGCUGGUUACAGCCAACAUCAUCACUGUCGACAACAAAGAGCUGCAGGACGCUCUGGGUGACUUCAAGUUUGUCUCCGUCACAUACCGCCUGUUUAAGGUCCCCAAAGGCAACACCAAGCCCUGUCAGGUCAUAUAUAACGGGAGUGUGACAGGAGUAGAGGACACCUUCCAGUUUGACUGUCAGUACACAUUCAAGGUCAAUGAAGUAGUGGAGGUCGAUAGAGAGUUGGCUUCCAUCCUGACCCACUCCAGAUUUAGGGAGGACUUCACUAUCCAGCCACCGGGAGGCCCAAGUGAGUCUUGUGGAGUCAAACCUAAGCCAGGCAUUGUGGAUCCUUUCGAGCUGGCCCCUCAGCUGGAGAAACAAGGUCCAGGUUCAGCCACAGGGGGAUGCUGCAGCACACGGUCUGCUACCUGCUGCAAGUGAUGGUGGGAAGAGCACUGACAAAUAAAGGCCCAGCAUCAUACUGUGUAACAGCAGUUCACAGUAUGACAGCACUCACUUAAUUAUGCCCUAUGCAGUGUCAUUAUGUUGCAUCUUAUUAACAUUUGAAUGAGAUGUCAGCAAUCGAAAUUAAUUACUGCUGCAUGAACAUCUGUUAUUGAUGCUCUGUGCACACUUGCCUGUUUAUCGCCUCAACAUGGGGACGAGAAAAGACUGAAUACAUGAAUUUAAUUUAUUCAAAUAAUAAUAUUGCUGAAAUAAAAUGACUUUUGGUUUGUAUUAAGGCAAAAUCAGAACACUAACAAAUUCAAAACAUGUACAUAAUCUUGAACGGUAUUGGUGCCUCUUGUCUAUGGUCUUAGACAUUUGAAUUUCUAAACUGUGCCAUCCACACCUUUAUCAGGACUUUCCCACCUUUGCCUUUACAAAUGACUGUACUUCUCUUGUAAUACCUCGAAUUUAAUUGAUUUGUUUUAGCAGUAUAUUACCAGGUUAUGCAUCAGUGUGAGCUUUGCAAAGUUCUGUUAAUUAUUAUGUGUUAUUUCUGUUAUAAGACAAUAAAUACUGCCAAUCAGA
This is a messenger RNA of Epinephelus moara (kelp grouper), 1848 nucleotides long. It is a transcript of the gene as3mt, whose product is annotated as arsenite methyltransferase. Gene Ontology annotation, molecular function: arsenite methyltransferase activity. Gene Ontology annotation, biological process: arsonoacetate metabolic process; toxin metabolic process. The transcript is spliced from 11 exons. The coding region runs from base 40 to 1254 and encodes 404 amino acids. Gene Ontology annotation, cellular component: cytosol. Lineage: Eukaryota; Metazoa; Chordata; Actinopteri; Perciformes; Serranidae. The record is from RefSeq and is a predicted model, not a curated record.